Messenger RNA from Tricharina praecox, 684 nucleotides. RefSeq lists its product as uncharacterized. The transcript has a single exon. The coding region runs from base 172 to 528 and encodes 118 amino acids. The record is from RefSeq and is a predicted model, not a curated record. Lineage: Eukaryota; Fungi; Ascomycota; Pezizomycetes; Pezizales; Pyronemataceae.
AGGAAAAAAGAGCAGAUACUCUAUAACUCCGGCGCUGACCAACUGGUCACCCGGCCCCCCGGCCUCCCGCAGUCGAGCGUGCGGGUCGCAUCCCCGUCACUGCUCAAACCCCAGACCGCCGUAUCUUCCUCCGCACGAUCGACCAGCACCUCCCGCUCAUUCACAUCCUUGAUGAACCUUACCAUCACAACCUCCCCGUCCCUCCACCUCCUCCUCCUUACCCCCGCCACCGGGGCGCAACACCACCCCACCUCAGCACGGGAAGGCCAAAGGCCACCUCUGCCACCCCGAUCUCAAGUAGGGUCAGUACUGCCGUCUAGUACAUCUUCUUGGAGAAUUAUGGAGUCUAGCCUCCCGGUGCCGUACGUCCCACGGGCCGCGGAUCGCGAGUACGGUGAAACGCCCGAUUGCAGAGGUGACGGAGAGGAGGACGAUGAGGAAGGUGAAUGUCACGGCUCGCUUCUCAGCCGAGGUGAGGCGGAAGGAACGGGGGAUGCGGUGUGGGAGGGCGAAUACUGGGGAUGUUAACUACGGUAGUAGGGGAUGGAGAUGGGGAAACGGAAAGAGGUAGGCGACUUACGCAGGAGAUCAGUCGUGACGGUGAGCACCAGGAUUAUAAUAUGCGUCCGCAGCCAGAUCAUGGGGAACACAUCUUCAUGGUGCGGAGAAGGUUCGGAAUGUCCC